Messenger RNA from Spizellomyces punctatus DAOM BR117, 1304 nucleotides. RefSeq lists its product as uncharacterized. NCBI's taxonomy places the organism in Eukaryota, Fungi, Chytridiomycota, Chytridiomycetes, Spizellomycetales, Spizellomycetaceae. The record is from RefSeq and is a predicted model, not a curated record. Bases 173 to 1105 code for a protein of 310 amino acids. Gene Ontology annotation, biological process: regulation of DNA-templated transcription. Gene Ontology annotation, cellular component: nucleus. The transcript is spliced from 8 exons.
AAAACAAGUGUAGCAUCGAGCAUCGACAGCGAUCAAAGCAAAAGAGCAAAAGGAAUCUCAACACUGGAGCUUGAAAGUCUAUCUGUACUUGGUCGCAGAGAAUUGGUUGUGAACUACGCGUCCGUUACCCCGCGCGAGCCUCCUCUUGCCCUUUAACGCACGACGAGAAAAUAUGACUACCGAUUACUUUGCAUACUUGGAGGAGUAUAUAGCCACGAUAGAGGCAGUUCCCCAAGAGGUACACUAUACUCUCAACGAAUUACGUGCAAAGGACGAGGAAUGUGACGCACUGCGCCAGGACAUAGCAAGAGCGCAGAUGGACUUUUACGACAAGAUGGAGGAGAUCGUUCGUGCUCAGGUCGAGCUUGCCAAACUGGAGGGAAAAGGAACGUCACGUCCUAAGCCCAAAGGAAAAGCGGUGAUCCAAACGCCGCCAAGGCUGGAGCAUACAUUUGACUCAUUUGAAGAUGCGGAGAGAAAAGAACUGGUUCGCGAUUUUCCGGAUCAGCUCGAACUGUACGAAAGGAUAACGGAAGAUUUCAAAAAAUGCAAAGAAAUUGCAGAAGAGAAGGUUCAGAUGGCGGAGAGAUCCAAGGAAUUGAUCGACAGAUAUUUGAGGCGUUUGUCACAGGAUCUCGAUCGAAUAAAUCCUUCGGUGGAGGAGAGUAGUGCAUGCGCGACAGUAUCUGUUGUUACCGCAGGGCACGCAUUGCGUGACCGAACUACUCCGAUAAACAGCAGACGAAGCGCUACAUCCCUAUUCUCGUUGACUGCGACUGGCCCACCUGCCCGAGUGGGAGCGCCGUCAAUAAAACGACGAGCUCUAGCGUCACAAAGAAGGUCGACAAAGCGUAAAUCAACACCGCACAUCUUCAACAGUCCGCUUUCGUCACCAAGAUGGCGUGGUGCAUCGCCUGAUACGUCGGACGAGUUGGUCUACUGUACCUGUCAACAGGUGUCGUUUGGCGAAAUGAUAGCGUGCGACAAUGAGGAGUGUCCACAUGAGUGGUUCCAUUUGGAAUGCGUGGGCCUCAGUGCUCCGCCCGAAGGUGCCUGGAUGUGUUCGACGUGUAGCUCAGAGAGACGCAAAAGAAGGCGCGAGUAGUAUCGGCGAUGGUGUUUUAUGAAGCGAGAUAUUUAUAUUAUUAUAUUGUGCAACCGCGGGCGAUCAAUUAGCGAUAGCGACGCCUGCUUGGCAAACGCAUCCCAGCGCGCAAAACCGAUGAUGCAUCCUAGUCAAUCAACCUUGUUUGCUUUUUCCAAAUUUUCUAUUGUCUAUAAUAAGUUAUACAUCUGCUACUCGA